CUCCAAACCAGAACAAAUUUCCUUCAUGACCACUUCAAAAUAUUUUCUUUGUUUCACAGGUCCUUACCUGCACUUCCAUGCUUUUGUCGUUUCUUGCUGUUUUUAUUAUUUUCUUAUCAUGAUGAUACCUGCGUCGCACUCUGUUCCAUACGGCUGCCCGUAACUGCGACUGGCUAUUAUAGCUGAGCCAAAAAUUGUCUUAGUGUGUCACAACCUUGCCUGAUACGCGUGCCCCCCUAUGUUCCCUAUGUCAGAUGUCUAACAAAAUCAUCAUGACAACUCAUGUUGCCUUGAACUCAUCUGCCAAAUAUCUGUGCUCUCUUCAAGCUUCUUUGUUACAGCAUCAUAGCCACCUUACGUUCAUGCUUGCCAAUUCGAAUAAAUACUCCGAGGUCUUGUGGCGACCUUCCGAGUGUCUUGACUUCCACUACCAUGGCACAGUGUAACCAAUGCGACCGUUCAUUUCGUUCCACUCAGGCAUUGUUUGCCCACUGUCGCGACAAAGCUGACCACCCCUUCUGCGAGGACUGUGAUAGAUUAUUCUCGACUUUUACUGGACUGGAUCAGCACAUGCAAAACGCUGUGGUACAUCGCAGCGACGGUGAAUCGGACGACUAUGGGUUCGAGAGUGACAGUGACGAAGACGAAGACGAAGAACCGCUCUGUAUAGGAUGCAAUAGGUGGUUUGUUGACCUGGCAAGCCUUUAUCAGCACCUUGCUGCCAGCUCAAAGCACAAUUGGUGCUUUGCUUGCUCGCGCGAUUUUGCCACCCCGACUUCAUUGGAUCAACACUCAUCCUCUCCUGUGCACAGGGGUCUGGAUUUCGAGUGCCCUUUGUGCCCAAAGAGGUUCAAGACCCCUUCCUCGAUUGCCCUUCAUAUCGAGUCAGGGACUUGUCACAAUAUCUCACGAGCCCAAGUAACCGCGGCAGUCCAUGCACUCGAGGUAGUGCCUACGAUUUCGGUCUCUCGCCGCAUAGAAGGAGGAACGAUUCGCGUUGUGACUUACUAUGUGACAGAGCGCGCCUUCAACGGCACUGCCUACGAGUGUUAUCUUUGCCACCGUACUUUCCGUACCUUGGGGGCUCUGAACUCCCACAUCAACUCUCCAACACAUGACGCGGAUGAGUUCAAGUGCCCAAAGUGCAAGAGGAAGUACAAGUUGGUUUCAGGCUUGAUGCAGCACAUUGAAUGCGAAGCAUGUGGGAUCGCGAGGUUCCAGGUGGUGGAAGACUUUACGACAAAUUUGAUCGACCAGUUUUUGAAGCGCCUGAAGUUCUAACUUCGAUUGAGAAGGAUUACGGUCGGAUUUCAAAGGGAAUAUGUACUGUAAGUGUAAUAUAUGUGUAUUUCUACGAGAAAGUGAAUCAGAAUUGGUUUGUCUUUUUGUUGUCGUUACUGAAGAAGUUCUAGCCUAGAACUCACC
Messenger RNA from Suillus bovinus, 1425 nucleotides. RefSeq lists its product as uncharacterized. The record is from RefSeq and is a predicted model, not a curated record. Lineage: Eukaryota; Fungi; Basidiomycota; Agaricomycetes; Boletales; Suillaceae. Gene Ontology annotation, cellular component: nucleus. The transcript is spliced from 3 exons. Gene Ontology annotation, biological process: regulation of transcription by RNA polymerase II. Gene Ontology annotation, molecular function: RNA polymerase II transcription regulatory region sequence-specific DNA binding; DNA-binding transcription factor activity, RNA polymerase II-specific. Bases 433 to 1281 code for a protein of 282 amino acids.